Messenger RNA from Paramecium sonneborni, 368 nucleotides. The record is from the annotation of a GenBank genome assembly. Lineage: Eukaryota; Ciliophora; Oligohymenophorea; Peniculida; Parameciidae.
AUGCAAGAAGUUUAUGAAAAAUAUCCAUCUUUAUGUUUCUCAUUAAGAGCCUUCGAAGAUGAAAUUACAGCUAAAUUAGCUGUUUAAGAAUGUGCUAAACAUGAAUUAUUAAAUCCUUAUCCUAUUUUGAUAAGUCCAAAUAGUAUUGUUGCAUAAUUCACUAUUACUGUUGCUGUUCUUGCUAAUAGCACUAUCUAAAUUUCAGGAUUAAAAUUAGAUGAAACUAAAUUCAAGUCUGCACACGAUCUCAAUGAUCCUACACUCAAAGAAUUAUUGAAAGUAUUUUUAUCUUUUAUUCUUUAGUUACCUAUGGAUAAGGAUUCAUAAAAAAAAAGACAUUUAGAGCAAAAAUAAAAAGCUUGAUAAAG